This is a messenger RNA of Trypanosoma cruzi, 2619 nucleotides long. Its product is annotated as trans-sialidase, putative. The transcript has a single exon. Bases 1 to 2619 code for a protein of 872 amino acids. The record is from RefSeq and is a predicted model, not a curated record. NCBI's taxonomy places the organism in Eukaryota, Euglenozoa, Kinetoplastea, Trypanosomatida, Trypanosomatidae. Gene Ontology annotation, molecular function: exo-alpha-sialidase activity.
AUGCUCUCACGUGUUGCUGCAGUGAAGGCACCCCGCACUCACAACCAUCGCCGCGUGACCGGAUCCAGCGGAAGGAGGAGGGAAGGAAGAGAGAGUGAGCCGCAGAGGCCCAGCAUGUCCCGGCGUGUGUUUACUUCCGCGGUGGUGAUCCUCGUCGUGAUGAUGUGCUGCAGUACUGGUGGAGCUGCGGCUUCUGAUGGGCAGUCAUCUGAUCCAAAUUUUGAAUGGAAGGACAUCACUGAUGGUGAAACUUUGGACUCGUUGAGCGUUCCCGGCCUUAUAGUAGUGGGGAGUGGCGUAUUUGCCGUUGCCGGGGCGCAGUGCAAGAAUGGUGAAAACACUGUUUUUACUGGCAUUGCAUCCCAACUUCUCACCAACACAGCGGAUAACAAACCGGAGGAAGUGCUGAAGGAUGCCAAGGAUAAACCACAAUUUCUGGAGGAAGGCGGUUCCCCAAGCACGAAAGUAGAUGUGAGCCGACCAACAACAGUUGUGAAUGGAAGUGAUAUUUACAUGCUUGUUGGAAAAUACAGCCAUGAAGCUGCCGCUAACUGUCAGGCUGGAACUGAGAACAUCAAAUCAGGAAUAUUGCUGGCAAAGGGUGAGGUCGGUGGUGAAGGCGACAAAAAAAUUGAUUGGAAAACUACUGACGGUGUACCGUGCACUCUGGGCGACCAACACAAAUCCUUGACAGGGCUGAUUGGCGGCGGUGGAUCGGGUAUCAAGCUGAAGGACGGCACGUUUUUGUUCCCGGUGGAAGGCACGAAGGAGAACGAGGACAAAGAUGUGAAAGCCGUUUCGCUGAUUAUGUACUCCUCGGGUACUAAGAGCUGGACGUUGUCGAAGGGGAUGUCUGCCGAUGGCUGCAGUGAUCCCUCCGUCGUGGAGUGGGAAAAGGACAAACUCAUGAUGAUGACUGCGUGCGAUGAUGGCCGCCGCAGGGUGUACGAGUCCGAUGACAAGGGGGAUUCGUGGACGGAGGCCCUCGGGACACUCUCGCGCGUGUGGGGCAACAAACAAAAGUUAAAUGAGAAGGGCGUUAGAAGCGGGUUCAUCACAGCGAAUAUUGGCGAUGGUGUUGAUAAUAAGAAGAGGAAUGUGAUGCUUGUCACUCUGCCGGUGUAUCCCAAGAAUACUGAGGAAGAACAAGUUAAUGAAAAGGGCGUACUCCAUCUUUGGCUGACGGACAAUACGCACAUUGUUGAUAUUGGGCCGGUAUCCGAGGAAGAUGACGUUGCCGCCAGCUCCCUUCUGUACAAAAGUGGAGAUAAUAAUGAGGAGUUGAUUGCACUGUACGAGAAGAAGAAGGACGACGCGGAAAAACCAUCACCCGGUAUCGUCUCUGUGCGUCUGACUGAGCAGCUGAAGCGGGUGAAGGAUGUGCUGGCGACCUGGAAGGAAGUGGACGAACGUGUCUCCAAGCUGUGCCUCACUUCAAGUGCUGCCAAGGAUGAAUCAACUGGCACUGCCUGCAGUACUGAUAAAAUCAAGGAUGGGCUUGUUGGCUUCUUGUCCGGCAACUUCUCUAAUAACACAUGGAAGGACGAGUACCUCGGGGUGAACGCCACAGUAAAGAAGGGAGCGAAAGAAGUGGCCAGCACGGAUAACGGCGUGACGUUCAAAGGACGUGGUGCGUGGGCGGAGUGGCCCGUUGGCAGGCAAGGGGAGAAUCAGCUGUACCACUUUGCGAACCACAACUUCACUCUUGUGGCGACGGUGUCCAUCCACGAUGUGCCGAAGGAGGGUUCUAUUCCAUUGAUGGGUGCGACGAUGAAUGACAGUGACAAUACAGUACUCCUGGGACUGUCGUACAACGACAACGAAAAGAAAUGGCGGGUGUUGUGCGGUGGCAGAGAGAACAAGGAGCACAGCAGCCAUUUGGAGACAAAGAAAUCAGAACACGUGGUAAUUUUGCUACGGAACGGCAACCAGGGCUCUGCGUACGUUGAUGGCCAGCCUGUGGGUGGGGAUGAACAGUGUAAAUUGAACAACACGGAUUCGAAAGGAAUCUCCCACUUCUUCAUUGGAGGGGAUGAAGGCAACGCAGAGGGCCAAGAAGGCGUGUCUGUGACGGUGACGAAUGUCCUGCUGUACAACCGCCCGUGGAAAUCCGAAGAGAUUGCAGGGCUUGCCAAAAAUAAAGUUACUAUUUCGAAGUCGGAAGGCCCGAAGACAUCGAUGGAUACUCAAUCAUCAGCGACAAGUGGAUCACCUGUGCAGGGAACCGUGUCCUUGUCCAAUUCUGCCAGGCAACUGCCGUCGGAACAGGAACCGUUGAAAGAGAAUAUUGGUGGUGCUGGCGGUGUAUCCGGUGCAGCUUCCGUUACUACUCCUUCAGCAGAUGCAAACACUCCUGCCUCUAAUGGCGAGGGGAAAGUUGAACCUGCAGUGAAAAAGGAGAUGAGCGUGAACUCUGCUGAGGAUGAGGAGACAAGAGGAGGAACGGAUGGGCAGAAGGAAGAGGUACAGCCACAGGUAAGGGAAGUAAAUGCAACGGCACUCAACAGCAGCCUCGGAAAAUUGUCGCAGGGGAAUAACAGCGAUGCCGGCACCAUGCGUGGGAGCGGACUGCUGCCAUCGCUGCUUCUGUUGGGACUGUGGGGGUUUGCGGCUCUGUGA